Molecule: messenger RNA, 3726 nt
Organism: Salmo salar (Atlantic salmon)
Lineage: Eukaryota; Metazoa; Chordata; Actinopteri; Salmoniformes; Salmonidae
Product: E3 ubiquitin-protein ligase pellino homolog 2
Biological process (GO): regulation of Toll signaling pathway; protein polyubiquitination
Molecular function (GO): protein binding; ubiquitin protein ligase activity
Source: RefSeq, a predicted model, not a curated record
GAUGUUUUUGUACUCUCUGCUACAGAACAGAUUCGUGUCGCUCGGGCCUUUAAUCGAUAGCUUUGCAACAAUCUUUCCAAAAGAUGGUAGCUCACGGAAUUAAAACAAUAAAACGAAGAACAAGAACAAUUGCCUCUAUCCAAACUCGGAUAAACUAACAUUCAAGUAACUUCCUCAUAGUUUGAAAGGUGUAACCUAUUUCUUUUUUCCACUACUAUCGCUCUCGAAGGUUUACAAGAGCAAGCUUGCGCCAGUCUGAUGAAUUCACCAAACCAGGACGAAGAUGAUGUGCCCGUUAAAGACCCGGUAAAAUACGGAGAGUUGGUCAUAUUGGGGUACAAUGGUUCUCUGCCCAGUGGAGACAGGGGGAGGAGGAAGAGCCGCUUCGCUCUGUACCGGAGGACAAAGGCCAACGGAGUCAAACCCAGCACUGUUCACAUCCUCAACACACCACACGACAGCAAGGCAGUCCACAGCAGAGGGCAGCACAGCAUCUCCUUCACUCUGUCCCGCAACCAGACAGUGGUGGUGGAGUACUGCCACGACAACGACACUGACAUGUUCCAGAUUGGGCGCUCUACAGAAAGUCCAAUAGACUUUGUUGUGACGGAUACUUCAGGAGAGGGGAAGGAGGGCGAGGACCCCUCGGUGGCCCCCAGCACCAUCUCCCGCUUCGCCUGCAGGGUGGUGUGUGAACGCAACCCACCCUACACCGCACGCAUCUACGCCGCUGGCUUUGACUCCUCCAAAAACAUCUUCCUAGGGGAGAAAGCCACUAAGUGGAAGAACCCGGACGGCCACAUGGAUGGUUUGACCACCAACGGGGUGCUGGUGAUGCACCCUGAGGGCUUCCCUGAAGACAGCAGACAGGGUCUAUGGAGGGAGAUCUCUGUAUGUGGGGACGUCUAUGCCCUCCGAGAGACACGCUCCGGACCCAGCCGAGGAAAACUGGCGGAGGGAGAAAGCAGUGCCCUUCGUGAUGGUUCUCUGGUGGACCUGUGUGGAGCCACUCUGCUGUGGCGUACUGGAGAGGGCCUGCUCCGCGCUCCCACCCUCCGCCACCUGGAGGCACUGCGACAGGAGCUCAACGCUGCCCGGCCACAGUGUCCUGUAGGCCUCAGUACCCUGGCCUUCCCCAGCUUGCCACGCAGCCAUAGUCUGGAGGAGCGCCAGCCCUGGGUCUACCUCACCUGUGGACACGUGCACGGCCACCAUGACUGGGGCCAGCGUCCCGAGCGCCGGGAGGAGGGAGGAGGAGAGGGGGAGGAAGGGAUCACAACGGUCCGCCGGGAGUGCCCUCUAUGCAGGAGCGUAGGGCCCUACGUGCCCCUGUGGCUGGGGUGUGAGCCCGCCGUGUACGUGGAUGCUGGAGCUCCCACAUAUGCGUUUGUACCCUGCGGCCACGUGUGUUCGGAGAGGACAGCCAAGUACUGGGCGGAUACCCCACUGCCUCAUGGGACACAUGCUUUCCGACCCACAUGUCCCUUUUGCUCUGCUCCUCUCAGCAGCACCCCACAGGGCUGGACACGCCUCAUCUUCCAGGGCCCUAUCGACUAGCUCGGGCCCCGGGGAUCCAGACCACAACUACUACGCAAACGUGGAACCAUCCACGUCACUAAGCCAAGGGCCCAAUCCUAACUUGAGAUAAUAGUGCAGAACUAACGUGAAUAUUUCUUCCAUUUACACUGCAUCCUUGAUGUAUGAUUUUAGACAAGUGUGUGUAACUCAAACAUGUGUAAAUCAUGCGUUGAUGUCAGUUUAGGAUCUAUGUGGAAGUUUAAGUUAGACGCACAUUUCUCUCAAGGUAAGAUUUUGUCCUUAACAGAACCUCACUUCAAAAGCAAUAAGAACUCCACUAUAGCAAAGCAAUACACUCAUAGAUAAGCUAGUUGUUCCAUUAGUCAUCCAUGUUUCCAGUCUCUUCAGACAUGGCUGAAUGUUGUCUGCAGCUCAAGGGCUAAACCUGGGGUAUGUUGAAGUCACUGGAUGUUCAUAUUUAAUGGUUUCCUGGUUAAUGGUUUCCCUCUCAGCCUAAUUUUGAACCAAUAUUGUAAUGACGCUUCCAAAGUUUUUGAUUGAAUAUUCCAUUUGACAAAAUAUGAAUUUUUCUGAAAACAAAACAUUGUAAUAUUACGAAGCAGUUCACCUCGAAAUUACCAAUAACUUACUCUAUAGUAGCAAAUAUAAGUGAUGUUUGUGAACAUUCUGCAGUUUGACCACACCACAAAUUACCAAUAACUUACUCUAUAGUAGCAAAGAUAAGUGAUGUUUGUGAACAUUCUGCAGUUUGACCACACCACAAAUUACCAAUAACUUACUCUAUAGUAGCAAAGAUAAGUGAUGUUUGUGAACAUUCUGCAGUUUGACCACACCACAAAUUACCAAUAACUUACUCUAUAGUAGCAAAGAUAAGUGAUGUUUGUGAACAUUCUGCAGUUUGACCACACCACAAAUUACCAAUGACUUACUCUAUAGUAGCAAAGAUAAGGGAUGUUUGUGAACAUUCUGCCGUUUGACCACACCACAAAUUACCAAUAACUUACUCUAUAGUAGCAAAGAUAAGUGAUGUUUGUGAACAUUCUGCAGUUUGACCACACCACAAAUGACCAAUAACUUACUCUAUAGUAGCGAAGAUAAGUGAUGUUUGUGAACAUUCUGCAGUUUGACCACACCACAAAUUACCAAUAACUUACUCUAUAGUAGCAAAGAUAAGUGAUGUUUGUGAACAUUCUGCAGUUUGACCACACCACAAAUUACCAAUAACUUACUCUAUAGUAGCAAAGAUAAGUGAUGUUUCUGAACAUUCUGCAGUUUGACCACACCACAAAUUACCAAUAACUUACUCUAUAGUAGCAAAGAUAAGUGAUGUUUGUGAACAUUCUGCAGUUUGACCACACCACAAAUUACCAAUAACUUACUCUAUAGUAGCAAAGAUAAGUGAUGUUUGUGAACAUUCUGCAGUUUGACCACACCACAAAUUACCAAUAACUUACUCUAUAGUAGCAAAGAUAAGUGAUGUUUGUGAACAUUCUGCAGUUUGACCACACCACAAAUUACCAAUAACUUACUCUAUAGUAGCAAAGAUAAGUGAUGUUUGUGAACAUUCUGCAGUUUGACCACACCACAAAUGACCAAUAACUUACUCUAUAGUAGCAAAGAUAAGUGAUGUUUGUGAACAUUCUGCAGUUUGACCACACCUCAGGUUGGGAACCAAUCAGACAGACAAGGUCUUUGUCAUGUGACAAUAUAGCGGCAAGGUCAAAGGGCGUGACCUAAGGUAACCUCAUAAGACAACAGUUUUUCAAUUAAAAUGUAACUAUUUUAUUAAAAAGGGGGAUGUUUGGUGUGGGAUGGGUUAGGAUUUUAUUUAGAUGUUAAGAUACAACUAUUUUUUUAUCUUGAGUAUUGUUUUUAGUUAAAUGUGAUUUGUCAAUGUAAGCGUUUUCUGUAUGUGUAUGAAUAUUAUUAUUAUUAUGUGUGUUCGAUGAAACUGGGAGAGCUUGUGAGUGUGAGAAAAUUGCCAACACUGUGUCACACAACCAUAAAAAAUUGCCCAGACAAUGAAUGUAGCCAAAUACUCAGGCUAUACUAGCUUAGCCUUCCAAUGUGCUCGUAUUGAAUUGUUCUAUUUUAUGCUACUAUUUUUUUAUCGAAACAUUGUGAUGUAGCUGGAACAUUUCAAAUUGCUUCAAGAAGAUGAACCCGUUAAAUAACAUACCUACACUA